CCGCUGGCGUGAAAAAUGGGCCGAUCGCAACUGCAGUACCGGCGCGGCCGCGGUCGCGGGGUGGGGCCGGCCGGUCGUGGCGAGCGCGUGCCUGCGCACCUGCGCAACCUCGAGAGCAAUGCGUACCGCUUCCAGGAGGAAGAGACCGUGGACGAGAAUGAACUCGAGGACGACGCCGACGAGCCGCCGACGGCGGGGAAGCGGGACUUGCGCUACAACCCCGAUAUCCAGCACAUGCCGGCGUCGACCAGCACGGGUGGCAUCGGCUACUUCCAGUCCAAGACCGAGCGCGAGUGGGAAGCCGACCUCGAGGCCAUGAAGCCCAACGACGUGUCGUUGGACUUCAAGGCGAUUGGCGACCAUCUCAACACGCUACCGCCCGCAACGCGCUACGGCAUUGACCCCAAGUUCUGCAUAGAUCUGGCCUUUGAAGCGCCUACAAGCCCUGUGAAAUCCACAUUGCAGCUCACGCCGACGCCCACCGUAGCGGUCCCGACGGCACCCGUUGCCUCUGUGGCCAAGCCCGCGGUAGCUGCGGCGCCCCAACCUGCCACGGUGGUGGCCAAGCCCGCGGUCCCGGUGCUGCCCAACAAACCAGUCGUGGUUGUGGCCAAGGCGAUGCCACCUCCGACGCACGCCGCUCUGGACGACGAGCUCGACGAGCUGCUCAACAUGUAGAUAUCGUACUUGCUUGGACAAUAAUAAGCUAAGGAAUCAUUCCAUUUGUUGACAUCUAC
Saprolegnia parasitica CBS 223.65 is the source of this 737-nucleotide messenger RNA. RefSeq lists its product as hypothetical. Bases 16 to 678 code for a protein of 220 amino acids. The transcript is spliced from 3 exons. NCBI's taxonomy places the organism in Eukaryota, Oomycota, Saprolegniomycetes, Saprolegniales, Saprolegniaceae. The record is from RefSeq and is a predicted model, not a curated record.